Symbiodinium pilosum is the source of this 1270-nucleotide messenger RNA. Lineage: Eukaryota; Dinophyceae; Suessiales; Symbiodiniaceae. The record is from the annotation of a GenBank genome assembly.
GACAGGGACGCACUCAUCCUGGAUCCAAGCGAGGCCACUUUCUUGGCCCGGCCCGAGUGUUAGCGGUGGAGACCAAGAGGGAGUCCGAUGGAACGUCCCGCGAAGGAGGUUCAGUAUGGUGCAUUAGAGGCCGUCAGUUGGUCAAAUGCGCGCGGGAGCAGUUGCGCCCCGCGUCUGAACGCGAAGAACUUUUAGAAGCACUUGCUCAUGAUCAUGGACAACCGUCUACGCCGUGGACAUUCAAUAAGCUGGCCGCCGAAAUCGGCGGAACACAGUUUCAAGACUUGACAAAUGAAAUUCCGGAUGAACAUGAAUGGCGUCGCGCUCAAGAUCCAGAUCAGGAGUCGCCUCCAGUAAGGUUUCGAUUUCGAGGGAAACGAGCGGCUCCGGAAGCAGUCGACGACGACCUGAUGGAGCAAGGCGAAGGAGCCGAACCGUCACAGAGCUCACGGCCCGGUCGACCACGAGGUGUCCCCGAGGGUAUGGGUUACAGUGGUACACAGCGCGAGGCCUGGCAAACGACAGUUUCAGACUUUUGUUGGGCAGCUGAAGAGUGCAGUUUUUGGGCACAGGAACAAGCUGCAGUGACAGUGGAGAUCCCAUUGCCAGAAGAAGGCAAGGCCUUAGACAAAGCUUUAAACAACUUGACGGGUUUCUUCGUUGGAGCCAUGAAACGACAAGCAGUGGAGGUGAACGAGAAACGACUCACGGCGCAGGAGCGACAAGAGUUCUCAGAAGCAAAAGGCAUCGAGAUUCGCAAUUUUCUUGCAGCACAAGCUUUCGAGACGCUUCCCGCACAUCUUCAACCUACAAAAUCCCAGGCUAUAGGAAUGCGCUGGGUGUUAACUUGGAAGCUGCGUGACGAUGGGAGCAAGAAAGCGAAGGCGCGCGCGGUAUUGUUGGGGUAUCAGGACCCCCAGUACGAGCACAGAGCAACAACGGCGCCAGUGAUGACGAAGCAAACGCGACAGCUCUUGCUGCAGCUCGCAUCAAACGAACAGUGGCAUGUGUAUAAAGGUAACGAGCAGAAUCCCAAAUGGGCCCACAUCAUUGAACAGAUUAAACUGAAGUUUAAAUGGGGUGACUGGGAGAAAGAUCAGUUCACGCAGUGUGGGGCAGCAGUGAAUGGUGAAGACCAUUUGUACUAUGCCAGGUAUCAGUGGUCGGAGCUCCAGUUCGGUCCGGCAGACACUAAGGCGCAGUUGGGCAAUGCGCUCACCAAAGCUGGAGGUGGUCGAGAGUUGGAGCUCUACUACAAGAUGGGCCACAA